CCUGACUACCACACACUUUCGACUCCUCUUGCAAUCGCCGCGCCUUUGACUGUCUCUCUGCGAGAUCAUCAGCCCUUUGUCGGCCGCUGACGACGACGAAGAAGACGAGUAUCAUGGCGCUGAGACUGGCCACUUGCUCGCUCCUGGGCGGGGCAAGACUCGGCAGCUGUGCACAGGCUUCUUCCGCCUUGCGAAGCUCGUGGCAGCUGAGCCGAGCUGCCUCGACAAAGGUUGUUCCAACCACCUGUGUUGUCCCAUCUGCAGGAGCGGUAUCGUCUUUGCUACUUGCGCAUACGAGGCGACCUUUGACUUCGCAGCGGCCUGGCUUGGCUCUCUCCCUCGUGUCCUCCUUCCAUUCGUCAGCAAGGCGAUGCCUGCCUGAGGUCGCCUCGUCAGCGGCAGGUGCUUCGCCUCAGUCCACGACUAGUAAUGCUUCUACCUCUACCGCCUCCUCGUCCUCGUAUGCAUCUUCGGGCCCUCCGCCAUCUUCACCCACGCCACGGAUAGUAGGAUAUCAUUCCCUCUUCCUCGCCUUCCUCGUAUAUGCUAUCAUCCUUGUGGGUGGGCUCACACGUCUCACAGAGUCCGGACUGAGCAUCACCGAAUGGAAUCCGGGAUUGAAGGGCAUGUGGCUGCCUUCGUCUGACGAGGAGUGGGAGGGAGAAUGGGCAAAGUACAGGGAGACGCCUGAGUUCCAGCUAUUGAACGCAAGAAUGUCCCUCGAUGAUUUCAAGACAAUCUACAUGUGGGAAUGGUCUCAUCGUAUCCUUGGCAGGGUCAUCGGACUCGCCUACAUCCUACCUUCCCUGUACUUCAUCGCACGAGGCUACGUCAAGCCGCCUUUCCGCUCCAAGCUCCUCUUGAUCGGUCUCGGUAUUGGAGCGCAGGGAGCCAUGGGCUGGUACAUGGUCAAGAGUGGACUAGCCGCUCCUCAGGGAACAUUAGAGGUCGCUCAAGAUCCCGACGCACAUGCUUCAGGCGCCCUUGCCCCUCCUGUCACCCCGGCUUCCUGGACGCCUCGAGUGAGCCACUUCCGCCUCGCUGCCCAUCUAGGUCUGGCCUUCAUCGUCUACGCAGGAAUGUUACGCACAGGUCUUUCGAUCUUACGAGAAUACAAUGUAGCCAAGAACGUCGGAACCGCUUCCGGCCUCGCCACGGGCCCAGGCGUCCGCGAGCGCCUCAUCUCGAUACUAUCGCGACCUGAGGUGAAGAAAUACAAGAGGUUUGCGGCCGGAGUGACGGCUUUGGUCUUUGUCACUGCAAUGUCUGGCGCCUUGGUAGCCGGUUUGGAUGCAGGACUCGUCUACAAUGAGUUCCCCACGAUGGGUGAUGGAAGAAUUGCGCCUCCCCUUGACGAGAUGUUCGAUGAGCGGUACGGUCGAAGUAACCACGGCAGUAGCGCCAAUGGUGACACUGGUCGGUCGUCCUUUGUGAUUGGCAAUCUCACGCAGAAUCCAGUCACAGUACAGUUCAUCCACCGAUGCCUUGCGGUCACCACCUUCGCACACAUCGUAGCUCUUUCCUGGAAGACCAGGACACUCUCUAGGGCACUGGCCAAGUCCGCCAUCGUCCUACCGCCAGCCAUUCCUCGGCUAGCAACCGCAUCCUUGGCUAUGGCUACCCUCCAAGCAUCGCUCGGCAUCACGACGCUCAUCUACCUGGUGCCCAUUCCGCUCGCAAGUGCUCAUCAGGCAGGAUCCGUCGUGUUGCUCUCACUGAUGCUGGCUCUGUGGGGGACGCUGCGAGUACCGAGCAGUGGAGGUUUGGCGAACAAAGUUCAGCAGGCCUAUUCUGCUGCUCAAGCCGUUCGAGGAGCGUCUCCAAUUGCCGUCUCGGCUUCGAGCGCUGGAGUCAGGGGCAUGGCCACCCUGGCUAGCUGCAGGACGCGAAGUGCAGCCAUUCGCUCACAGAAAGCGGCCGUAGGGCGAUCGCCACAGUUUCAUUCUAUGCGAUCCUUUUCGGCCACCACUCGAGUACGCGGAGAUCUUGCUUCUUUGCCGGACAAGGUCAAGAUUCGAACAGGACCAGCUGGGAGGUGAGGCCAAUCAGUAGGGGAAGGAAGGACGACAGUGGAGAUCGAGAAGAAUAUACGUCGCAUUACAUGUAUUAUUGACACUACACCCUCAAUUGCCACCACUACUUUCAUCAUCAUCAUGCAAUCUCAUUCCCGACGUUCUGCCUACAGACUUGCCAAGGUGCUACCGCCUCGAGAAUCGCAGGACGUGACUACGCGCGUCGGCAGUAGCUACGGAGGCAAUCAUUCCCUCGAGUGGGUCGAGGCGCCUCGGAACAUCUUGAUCAUUACGAAGACGAACGAUGAGAAGACGCAGCAGGCUAUGCAUAAGAUCAUUGAGUG
Microstroma glucosiphilum is the source of this 2356-nucleotide messenger RNA. Its product is annotated as COX15-CtaA-domain-containing protein. Gene Ontology annotation, biological process: heme A biosynthetic process. Gene Ontology annotation, molecular function: oxidoreductase activity, acting on NAD(P)H, heme protein as acceptor. The record is from RefSeq and is a predicted model, not a curated record. Bases 114 to 2039 code for a protein of 641 amino acids. Gene Ontology annotation, cellular component: mitochondrial inner membrane. The transcript has 2 exons. Lineage: Eukaryota; Fungi; Basidiomycota; Exobasidiomycetes; Microstromatales; Microstromataceae.